Centropristis striata (black sea bass) is the source of this 4883-nucleotide messenger RNA. It is a transcript of the gene atg3, whose product is annotated as autophagy related 3. Gene Ontology annotation, cellular component: cytoplasmic ubiquitin ligase complex; cytosol. The transcript has 12 exons. The coding region runs from base 120 to 1070 and encodes 316 amino acids. Gene Ontology annotation, molecular function: Atg8-family ligase activity. NCBI's taxonomy places the organism in Eukaryota, Metazoa, Chordata, Actinopteri, Perciformes, Serranidae. The record is from RefSeq and is a predicted model, not a curated record. Gene Ontology annotation, biological process: autophagy of mitochondrion; autophagosome assembly; nucleophagy.
GCAUAUCAUGUGAUUUACUCUUGCUUGGCACCCUGCUGGAGUAGCUAUGUCUAAAUAAUAAUACUUUUCACCGCACGGUUUUAUUUGAGGAACGUCGCGUUUUCUCCGAGUUCUCCGAGAUGCAGAACGUGAUAAACACAGUGAAGGGGACGGCUCUGGGCGUGGCCGAGUUCCUUACUCCGGUGUUGAAGGAAUCAAAAUUCAAAGAGACUGGAGUGAUUACACCAGAAGAGUUUGUAGCAGCUGGAGAUCACUUGGUUCACCAUUGCCCCACAUGGAAAUGGGCCACGGGGGAAGAAGUCAAGGUGAAGCCAUAUUUACCGCCAGAUAAACAGUUCCUCCUAACACGCAAUGUUCCCUGUUACAAGCGUUGCAAACAGAUGGAGUAUUCAGACGAGCUGGAGGCCAUCAUAGAGGAGGAUGAUGGAGACGGGGGCUGGGUGGACACUUACCACAACUCGGGUGUGUUAGGAGUCACAGAUGCGGUACAAGAGAUUUCACUGGACAAUAAUAAGGACAAGAAUAUGAAUGCCACAUCUGCAGCAUGUUGUGAUGAUGAUGAUGACGAUGAAGAUGAAGAUGGCGAAGCAGCAGAUAUGGAAGAGUAUGAGGAGAGUGGCCUGCUGGAAACAGACGAGGCCACCCUGGACACCAGUAAAAUGGUAGAAACCAAAGCUAAAGCAGAGCCUGGGGGCGAAGACGCCAUACUUCAGACCAGGACAUAUGACCUGUACAUCACAUAUGAUAAAUACUACCAGACCCCUCGACUCUGGCUCUUCGGAUACGAUGAGGAUCGGCAACCACUGACCGUAGAACAGAUGUAUGAGGACAUCAGCCAGGACCAUGUGAAGAAGACCGUCACCAUUGAGAACCACCCCCACCUUCCUCCGCCUGCCAUGUGCUCCGUCCACCCCUGCAGACAUGCUGAAGUCAUGAAAAAGAUCAUUGAGACUGUGGCAGAAGGUGGAGGAGAGCUGGGAGUUCAUAUGUAUCUUCUGAUUUUCCUCAAGUUCGUCCAGGCUGUCAUUCCCACGAUAGAAUACGACUACACGAGACACUUCACCAUGUAGCUUCAUUAAUCUGCCUCUGCUAAUGCAACAUGGGAGAGAUCAGCUCUUCUGCCUCUGUGUUGAGAUUCUAUCUGGUCUGGUCUGAUUACAACCAGUUUGUGGAGUGUUUGUAUGACACUUUGCUUGGGAGCAGGACAUGUGGAAUGUUGGAGGUAUGUGACUCAACUAUCUGUUAAAGGAACAGUCUGACAUUUUGGGAUUUCCUUGAAACUCGGAGUCAGAUAUGAAGAUCACCAGUACAGAUUUCAGUUUGUUCUGUCACAAAGCUGGGUAGUAGUUCCUUCAUACUGCUCAGCCUUUGUGCUAAGCUAGGCUAACCACACCUCUUUUCAUCUGACUCUGGGUAGGAACGCAGGCAAGGCUUCGUCUCAAAAGUCCGACUGUACCUCUGAUGUUUCUCUACAGGUUUUAAUGUUGUGACCACAAUGUGGUGAGCUCUCACAAAGUUCUUGUUAAGAAGAUUUCAAUGCUGUUACUAAACUCACCCCAUUCCACACAAUACUUUAGUUGGUUUAUCUGAGCUUUUUCACUGAAACCGCUGCCUACCACUGCCUGGGGGGGAAAUAUGUUAAUGAGAACAAAAGCAGUAAAAACUGCAAAAAAUGUGUUUCUUAAAACCAGAUAAAAACACUAAAUCUGAGGGAAAUUAUGUUGCUGCAUGGACAGAUAAUUUCACUUGACAAGAGCUGAAAAUAAGAAAUUAACUCUUAAAACAAGAUAAAUUAUCUAACACUUUUAUCUUGGUAAGAAACAAAUAAUUGUCAGUGCACUCUGCUUGGACCAGCUCAUCGCUGCUUGCAGUUUUAAUUGAUCUUGUUUUAACAGUUAAUUUCUUAUUUUAAGCGUUCAACAUGCUUAUUUCUAGAUUUAACAGUCUUAAUUUAACCCUUUGAUGCACAACAUGGGUCUAAAGUGACCCGACAUAGUUUUUAUGUUCUAUAUCUUUGCAAUAAAUUAUUUUCAUCAUUCAGUAUUCCAGGUUGUCCUUAAUUAGUUUGUUUUUGAUCAUCAUACAUCCUAAUUUUUAUGUUUUCCUUUAUUCAUUUUUGAAUAAAAUCCCUUUUUGUGUCACUACCCUUCUAAUGCACAACAUGGGUCAAAAAUGACCCAUAUUCAUUUUUUUUUUUAACUAUGUAGCUUGUUAAGCUAAGUAUUUAGCUAACUUCUUGGCUAAGUAUUUUGCUAAGUUGCUUGCUAAGCUAACUACUUAGUUAACAUCUUGGCUAUGUAGUUAGCUUAGCAAGCUACGUAGCCAAGUAGUUAGCUGUAAUAAUACAAAAGCUUUUUUUCUUCAUAAAGUAUGAGAGACAAAAUGGAAUUAAUGAUCUUUUGUUAUCAAAAACAAGAUAUUUAAAGAAUACUUGGAAUAUUCAAUGAAAAAAGGAGUUGUUAUCAAAAGAUAGAGCACAGAAACAAACAGCAAGCAUUAAAUAACAUGAGAAAUGAAUGCGGGUCAUUUUAGACCCAUGUUGUGCAUUAAAGGCGUGUGAAUAUGUUGUGCAUCAAAGGGUUAAGAAAUCUUGUCAAGUGAAAUUAACUGUCCAUGCAGCAAGAUCAUUUCCCUCAGAUUUAGUGUUUUUAUCUUGUUUUUAGACACACCUUUUUGCAGUGAAGUUGUGAGCCAUAAAACCAAAACUAUGAUCACGCCCCGCCCCAGACUGCACCCCUUCACUUCCUCACUACACUAAUAUCCAGAAGAGAAUAUUUCAGAUGUGUGGACAGCUUUUUGGUAGGAAAUAUAUUUUCUUGCAUCGUCCAAAAUGUCUUUGUACCUGACGUCAGCAUUGAAAUAAGCUUCUUGACUCUAACAUUACUGUUCCCACGUGUUGCUGCAGUGCUUAUUAUUCACUCUGCAGGAGGCAUGGCUGAAGUUCUUCAUGUAAAUCAGCUCUUCAUGCCAGUUUGUCUUAAUACUUCAUUUGCUGAAUGUGUUGAUGGCAAGGCCUUUUCUAUGGGCUGAAAUAUGUGCCACCAGAAACUGAAUUAUUUAUAUUUAUAUUUGAAUUUGAAUUGCUUAAUUUGAAUAAUUGAACCCUCUGGGGUCUGAGCCUAUUUGCCCUUUAUAUACCAAAUAAUAUUUACUAUACCCAUGUUUGGUAUUUGGUAUUUUCUCAGCACAACUUCAAUAUGAUCUGACUAUUAUUUUUUCACUUUAACCCACUUUAUUAACACAUUUAGCCCAGAAAUACACAAAAAUCAUGAAAUCUGAAAUAAAAUUAUACUGUUUAUGACAAUAAAAACCACAAAUAUGCUCAAUGAAAUGUAAAACACAGGUUGCAAACAUGAACAUAUGAUGUGAAAUUCAAAUAUAAUAAAACUAUACAUAAAAAAAUACCAUAAAAACAUGUUUAUUUAUAGGAACAGUGUUAGAUGAUUAGACCCCUUUUUUCCAUUUUUACAUAAUACCACGCCUGCCUCGUCCCAUCCUACUUUUACACUUGAAUAAAUAUUUUUGUACUAUCAGACUGAAACGAUCAUAUCUUUGGUCUUACACGACCUCGGCACAAAAAACUGGAGAAAGUUUCAGGUCUGUAAUUUGGAGUGAAGUCGACAGCAGCGCUUCACGUGACCUCGUUUUUUGUUACGCCGCUUUGAAAAAAGUCACGUUAUCUGAUCACGCCAGCGUGAUCAUAGACCCCACAGGAUUUAAAACUGAAUUUGAAUCACAUAGUUUGAAUUUGUAUUGUAUAAUUUGAAUCAGUGCAUCGAAAAACUGAAUCUGAAUUGUAAUUUGAAAUUGAAUUUAUUAGAUGGAGCUGAACAUUCAGUUCUCACAAUUUGAAAAACUCAAAAGAAUUCAAAUUCGAACAUCUGGGUAGUUGAGGCAGAGCAAUCGAGCGCAGAUACACAGAGCGCCUCUUCGGCCAAUCAGCACCUCUGUUUUCUUUUGUAUCAUUUGUUGCCACCCGGUUGCCAGUCGCCACAAAACGGAAGAAGUUAAUCUGGCUUGACCAUGGAUUGGCCAAAGAGGCGCUAUGGCAACCGGGUGGCAACAAAUGUCACAAGAGAAAACGGAGGUGCUGAUUGGCCGAAGAUGUGUUCUGUGUAUCUGCGCUCCAUUGCUCUGCCUCAACUACCCGGAUGUUCAUCACAGAAAACUUAAAUUGAAUUUUCAGAACUGAAUGUUCAGUUCCAAACUAAUAAAUUCAAAUUAAAUUUCAAAUUACAAUUCAGAUUCAGUAUUUUCGAUGCAAUGAUUGAGAUUGUACAAUACAAAUUCAAAUUGUGUGAUUCAAAUUCAGUUUUUUAAUGCAAUUAUUCAAGUUAAGCAAUUCAAAGUCAAAUAUAAAUAAUUCAAAUUCAGUUUCUGAUGGCACAUAUUUCAGCCUAUGCUUUUCCUUCACCCAUGGUUCUUCUGGUUGGCCGUAUGUUUUUGGUGUUUUACUUCAACUCUCCUCUGUAGCUUGCGUCAAAACCUUGAGACGGUUUGUUUUUUUUCAGUUUGUUUAGCUUCUGCAGGCUUAAAGCAUCACUAUCUACCGUGUCUAAGAGCUAUGUGAAGGUCGGCUCUAUCUACAGAUUCUUACAAGCCUCUCUGUGUACUUCAAUAAAAUCCAAUGAAUUUCUGGUCUACUUUGUUAAUAAGAUUGUGAAAUAUAUUUGGCUCAUUAUGGUAACAUGUGACAGUAUUUACGGAAAUGAAUAAAGUCCCUGCUUCAGUAAUCCUCGCUCUGCUUUCCUUGUUUCCGGUUGGUUGGAUAAAAUCUUCACUCUGCCGGUUGGUCCAGUCUCCUGCUGUGACUUGCUCAAUGGAAACACUUGAACAUUUGAAAGUAAUAUGCAUAAACAAUAAAGAGUUUCCCAAAUAUUACA